GAUGGGGCGGGGCGGGAUGGGGCUGGCGGCAGCUGCAGGUCGGAGCUGAGACCGGAGGGGAGAGAGAGAGAGAGAGAGAAGGGGGCGGAGCCUGCAGCAGGAGCCCGGCCAUGGCGACCAUGGUGUACCCGCGAGAGGAGAAGCUGAGCCAGGACGAGAUCGUGCUGGGCACCAAGGCAGUGAUCCAAGGCCUGGAGACGCUGCGCAGCGAGCACCACUCCAUCCUGGCCACCCUGCUAGACACCAGGAACUGCCUGGACAAGCAGCACGAGGCCAGUGCUGUGCAGGAGAAGUCCAGCCUGGUGCGCAAGUCCUUGGAGGCCAUUGAGCUGGGGCUGGGGGAGGCCCAGGUGAUCAUCGCUCUGUCGAGCCACCUGAGCGCGGUGGAGUCUGAGAAGCAGAAGCUGCGGGCCCAGGUGCGGCGCCUGGUGCAGGAGAACCAGUGGCUGCGGGACGAGCUGGCGGGCACCCAGCAGAAGCUGCAGCGUAGCGAGCAGGCCGUGGCACAACUGGAGGAGGAGAAGAAGCACCUGGAGUUCAUGAACCAGAUUAAGAAGUUUGAUGACGACAUCUCCCCCUCGGAGGAGAAGAAUGGAGAGGCAGCCAAGGACUCGCUAGAUGACCUGUUCCCCAGCGAUGACGACCAGGGCCAAGGGCCGACGCCCGGCAGUGGGGAGGCUGCGGCCCAGCAUGGGGGCUAUGAGAUCCCAGCGCGGUUACGCACGCUGCACAACCUGGUGAUCCAGUACGCCUCGCAGGGGCGCUACGAGGUGGCCGUGCCGCUCUGCAAGCAGGCACUGGAGGACCUGGAGAAGACCUCGGGCCACGAUCACCCCGAUGUGGCCACCAUGCUCAACAUCCUGGCGUUGGUGUACAGGGACCAGAACAAGUACAAGGAGGCUGCUCAUCUUCUCAACGACGCGCUGGCCAUCCGGGAAAAGACCCUGGGCAAGGACCACCCCGCUGUGGCUGCCACCCUGAACAACCUGGCUGUGCUGUACGGCAAGAGGGGCAAGUACAAGGAGGCCGAGCCGCUGUGCAAGAGAGCGCUGGAGAUUCGCGAGAAGGUGCUGGGCCGGUUCCACCCCGACGUGGCAAAGCAGCUGAACAACCUGGCGCUGCUGUGCCAGAACCAGGGCAAGGCGGAGGAAGUGCAGUACUACUAUGGGCGGGCGCUGGAGAUCUACGAGAGCCGCCUGGGCCCCGACGACCCCAACGUUGCCAAGACCAAGAACAACCUGGCAUCCUGCUACCUGAAACAGGGCAAGUACAAAGAGGCCGAGGCGCUGUACAAGGAGAUCCUGACUCGGGCGCACGAGAAGGAGUUUGGCUCAGUCAAUGGAGAGAACAAGCCAAUCUGGAUGCAUGCAGAGGAACGCGAGGAGAGCAAGGACAGGAGCAAGGACAGUGUCCCCUACAGGGAGUAUGGCAGCUGGUACAAGGCCUGCAAGGUGGACAGCCCCACAGUGAACACGACCCUGAAGAGCCUGGGGGCUCUGUACCGGCGCCAGGGCAAGCUGGAGGCCGCCGAGACGCUGGAGGAGUGUGCCAUGAAAACCCGCAAGCAGGGCAUGCACGCCAUCAGCCAGACCAGGGUGGUGGAGCUGCUGAAGGAUGGGGGCCGGUCGGAGCGCCGGCCCAGCCGGGAGAGCCUGAGCAACAGUGCUGCCAAGGCUGAGAACGGGCCCGAGCCCGCGGACGGGAUGGGCACGGAAUGGGCUGGGGAUGGCUCUGGAGUCCUGCGCCGGAGCGGCUCCUUUGGGAAGCUGCGGGACGCCCUGCGCCGGAGCAGCGAGAUGCUGGUGAAGAAGCUGCAGGGGAGCAGCCCCCAGGAGCCCAGGAACCUGGGGAUGAAACGGGCCAGUUCCCUGAACUUCCUCAACAAGAGCGUGGAAGAGUCGAGCCUGCCAACCAGCAGCAGCCUCACCGAGAGCCGGGGCCUGAGCGCCAGCACUGUGGACCUGUCCAGACGCAGCUCCUUGCUGGGGUGACCCUGGCCCCCCACAGACACCCACGGACACCUCCACAAGCCCCGUGGGCCAGAGUAGAGGAGACAACCCCUGCUGUUACACCUCCAUUGGCUGGCUCCCCUCUCCACCCAGUGUGUAGUGACGGGGGAGGGCCGUACUCCCUGCAUAGAGACUAGGGGCUCCCCACCCGCCGCGUGGCACGGCCUGGCCCCUCCUGCUCUGGGAUCUCAGGCCACUCGCUCACAUGCUGCUGUAGGGACAAUUCCCUAUUUGGGGGGGCACCCCUUCAUCCCCCAGCCCCAUCCCCUUAGCUGCCCUGAGCUGCCCUCACCCCUUGGGCUGGGGAUCUGAUGCUUGGAUGGGAUGGGGAGACUUGUCUGUGGGGCUGGUGGGGAAGUGUGGGGGGGGGCGUUCAGGAGGAAACCUCUGGAACUCCGCUGCUGGGUUGGAGAAGGGGAGCAGGAGGUGAGUUACAUCUGCCCUCCUCACUCCUGGGUCACAGAUCACCUCGUUUUUCCUUUGUAUUUAUGUUUUCUUCUCAGGGAGUCCCCUCUGGUGGGAGCCCCCCUUUGCUGCAUGCUGCCCCCAGACCGGCAGGGAAAUCCCUCCCCCUUUGUCCCUUCAGAUGCAGCUGCUGCUGCUCCUCAGUAUCUAGCUCCUCUGAGCUGUCUUCCCCUCACCUUCUCCGCACCCCCCACCUACCCAGAAUCCUCUCUGCCCCACAGCAGGGGGCAAACCCUCCUUACUGAAGGAGGCUAGCGAGUCACUACCGUCCCCCUGGUUUGCAUGGUCCUGGUGCAAGCUGGUGACACCCCCCUCCCCGCCCCCCCCAGCCUUUCAACACUAAUUCCACUGCUGUGGCGGGGGGGUCUCAUUUCCUCCUAGCUAAAGCCUGCACCUUACACUGGAAAACACUAGCCCCUCUGGGACCUGGGGGGCAGGAAUGGAGAUAGCGAUGUCGCACAAUUCAUUUCCCUCUCCAGCCUGUCACAUCUCUUUACUCUGCCACUGGACACAGGCAUAGUCCCCAACCGCUGCUGUGCCUCAGCGGGGAGGGGGCACUGUUACUGCCCUCCGAGGGGGGCCAGGGGGAGAGGCUGCUAUGGAAAAUCUCCCCCUAACCUGAGAGGGGUCUAGCUAGGUCCCUCCUAAUCCUUCCCUCACUGGGGGCCCCUGAGCCUUCACUGCUUCACCCACCUGCCUGUCCCCAUGUUGGGGGACCGUUGCGGGGUGGGGCACCUGCUGAGUUCGCUCUGGAUUUACCAGUGUUGCUGUAGAAAUAAAAGGUACUUCAAAAUCUCUGUGUGGGGCUCUGCCUUUUUGGGAUCUGGGGCCUUCCCCUCCAGGGGGUGCUGGGUCUGAUCUGACCCCAGGGUGAGAGGAUGGGCUGGCUCCAGGGUGGGGCAUGGGACAUGGGGCUGUUACCCUCUAGGAGAUGCUAGCUCUGACCCAGUGCUAAGGGGUUAUAUUAUUGGGGAAUCCAGAUCUGUGGAAUUGGCCUCUGCCAAUGCACCCUGCCCCCUUGAGCCAAGUCCGGCAGCCCCCCUAGGGGGCCCAGUUUUGUGGUUUAAGACCUCAGCUGCAGUUUCAGUCCUGAGCUUUUCUCCUGGAAGCAGGUUAGUGCCUCCUGACCCCAGGGCUCAGCCACCACGCACCAGGCCCCGCAGUGUGAGUUCAGCUAAGGCCAGCAUGAGGCUUGAGAACUUUAGCACGUGGAGGACCUUGCUUUGCCCCUACCAGGGGAGUCAUUUCCCAGCAUCUCUCCACCACCAGUACAGAAGGGAAGGCUGUGAUUGGCUCGCCAUCUCAGGGCUCUGAGAGCUGGGGCUUGGAGAAAAGCACUUUCUCGGGUGCCCCUGCCUGCAAUUUGAAUACACUUACAUAAAUUUGCAUAUGGACAAUGCCUGUCCCUACCCCAAACACAGAGAUUUCCUUGUAUUCAUUCUACAUGCUCCCAGUCCCCAUUUGUCCCACAGUCACUGUCACCCGAGCCCAUGCUAUUGGGAAGCUCCCUCUGAUUGGCUGCCUUUCCCUGGCCUCCUAGAGAAAGGAAACUAAGCUGGAUAUGCUGAUGGACUGCAGCAGCCAGACCCUUCCCCAGCAGCCUUGGCUCCUCCCCCACCUCUAAUCUAACCUGUGUGCUCUUAGCCCUUUUAAUGGUCCUGGAAGCCCCCCUCCCCCCCUGGCUGCCCCUCCUCAAGGCCUGGCUGCCCCUCUCCCCAAUCCCAGAGAGGAGUCAGGCUAUUUGGGGGAAGGGAGGUGCCCUUGCCCAAGCAGGCCCCAGGGGGAAUUUCCCCAUCACUUGGCUAUGGGAGUGCCCUAGCAAUGGGACACCAGGAGGGUAGCCCCAGUGUGAGGGGUAUUGAGGCCUAUGCUGGAAUUGCAUGCUAUCACUUUAAAGGCUCAGUAAGGGUUCCUGAUUCUGCUUGCAGGUUAGGGGGAUCUAUAGUAAGCCUGCAUGUGUUUGAGCAGAGUUGGUUUGCAGCUAGUCAGCCUACAGCAACUUGAGGUGAACUGGGUCAUUCUGGUUUUAUAAGGAGCAGCCUGCUUCGUCUCUCUCUGUUGUUGGGUUUGUGUGUGUUUUCAUUCUGAUUUCUCAGAAAUAAAGUAGCAUCAUGUUUCAAUCUUC
Caretta caretta (loggerhead turtle) is the source of this 4599-nucleotide messenger RNA. RefSeq names its product kinesin light chain 2 (gene KLC2). Gene Ontology annotation, cellular component: cytoplasm; kinesin complex. NCBI's taxonomy places the organism in Eukaryota, Metazoa, Chordata, Testudines, Cheloniidae. Gene Ontology annotation, molecular function: kinesin binding. The record is from RefSeq and is a predicted model, not a curated record. Gene Ontology annotation, biological process: microtubule-based movement.